AUGGCACCGAAUUAUGCAGAAUCUUGGCUCAAGUUGGAGAAUGCUUUUGGUGGCAGAGUAGCCCUCCAAGGUGACGUUUUUGAUAUCCGAAAACAGUUUGCUGAGCUCGCUGCCGCCAUUUCCUUGGGCUAUAAACCUUUUGCAGACGAGCUGAGAGUAUCGGAUGGUGUCAUCAAGAGCAUCCCGUACCGCAUCUAUAUACCGAAAGAUGAGGGCACUUCUAUUCCUGUCGGAGUAUACAUGCACGGCGGUGGUUACAUUCUGGGAGAUCUAGAAGCCGAGGAUACGAUAUGCCGUACACUUUGUAAGGAAGCAAACACUAUAAUCAUUAGUGUGGACUAUCGCUUGGCACCUGAGCAUAAGCAUCCAGCACAGCUCCAAGAUGCGUUGACAGCAUACGAGAAUGUACAAUCCUACGGCGGCGACAGGAGCCAAAUUUACACUAUCGGCACCUCAGCUGGUGCGGCUUUGGCUCUGCUAGCUGCGAGAGACAUUAUAUCCGGGCUAUCCUCGGUGCCUUCGGAUUGUUUAUGUGGUGUGAUUGCAAUAAGCCCACUCACUGCUCACCCCGACAACAUACCUGUGAAAUAUCAGCAGCUCCAUACGUCAUAUGAAGAGUUUGGAGAAGGUGCACCAGUUCUGACGCGCUCUGUUCUGGCCCAGUUUCUGCAAUAUGCUGGUGCUGUGCCUGAUGAUGCCAGCUCUUUCAUCUUGCUUGACGAUCGGGUCUUCCCGAAAUUUCCAGCGGUAUAUAUCUCGACUGCGGAGUGUGACCUUUUGCGAGAUGAUGGCAAAAUUCUGGCGAGUGCUUUGAAAGACGCCGGAGUUACUGUUCACGAGGACGAUUACCAGGGCCUGCCUCACUGUUUUUGGUUCUUCCAUGCUCUUCCUGAAUGGACUGUAUUCAUAAAGAACACAGUGACUGCUGUUUCGUGGAUUCAAGACAGGAUUAAUUGUCCAAAAAGGCAAUGA
Messenger RNA from Penicillium daleae, 972 nucleotides. RefSeq lists its product as uncharacterized. Gene Ontology annotation, molecular function: hydrolase activity. The coding region runs from base 1 to 972 and encodes 323 amino acids. Lineage: Eukaryota; Fungi; Ascomycota; Eurotiomycetes; Eurotiales; Aspergillaceae. The record is from RefSeq and is a predicted model, not a curated record. The transcript has 3 exons.